Mya arenaria is the source of this 1574-nucleotide messenger RNA. Its product is annotated as heat shock 70 kDa protein 12B-like. The transcript has 6 exons. The record is from RefSeq and is a predicted model, not a curated record. NCBI's taxonomy places the organism in Eukaryota, Metazoa, Mollusca, Bivalvia, Myida, Myidae. The coding region runs from base 294 to 998 and encodes 234 amino acids.
UCUACUUUCGCUUCAGGUUGGCCAAGCGACUACAAUACCUAGCCUGGGUUACCUUCCCUUACCAUUUCAUCACCGGUACUCUUGUUGUGCAGAGUACGCUUGGAACCAGACAACUACAAUACCUGCGAGAUUUCGAGAAAAAGAAGCGUCUCCCGCUCGACCGGAAUAGCAAGGUGGUACUCAAACUUCCGCCGUCCCUCAGUCAGGUGCUCAAGGUGUCAAGUGACGCCACUAUCGAGGAAGCUGUGCAGAAAAGCGCUCACGCGAAACACAUCCGUGUGAACGGGGAGAACAUGCAACUGGAUGGAGACCUCAUGGCAGAUCUCUUCAAAGACACCGUCAAUGGUAUAAUCAGAUACAUCCGGGAGAUGCGCGCGCAUUCUCGCCUGACGGAUGUGGACACUAUUGUUCUGGCGGGUGGAUUCUCCGAGUCGCUACAUGUGAGGGAGGCGAUCCAAGAUAACUUUCCCAAGGCGCUCAUUGUCUCUCCCGCGGACCCGGGGAUCGCUAUAUUGAAGGGUGCUGUGUUGAUGGGCUUCAGACCGGAAGUGAUCAAAGAGCGAGUGGCCCGCUACACGUAUGGAAUUAGCUAUGCCCGGAAGCCGUUCUGUGAAGGUGACCCAGAGGAGCUGUUAGCUCAUCGUAACGGCGAGACAUACUGUGACGGAAUAUUUGAGAAACUCGUCACAAUUGGCCAACCAAUACAGCGUACGGACGUUUUUACGCUACGUCGGACAACUCACCUAACGUCUCGUCGCGCGAAACAGCGUCGUCUGUACACACGUCUAUUCGCGUCAAUCGAGGAAAAUCCGGAAUACUGCACGGAGGAAUGCUUCUGCGUGAAGAUUGGCGAAAUUGUACGUCAUCCGCCUAAAGGUGGCUGGCCAGAUGUUGUGAAGUCGAGAAUUGAGAUAAAAUUCGGAGAAACUGAAAUGUCCGUCCGAAUAUUUGAGGAACAUUCGAAGAUUGAGUAUCGGGCGAGAGUCGAUUUUCUGUGAUAAAAAAGUAAAGAGGACAAUGUGGAAAAAACAGGGUGCAUAAUCAUAACUCCACAAGCACCGAGGAAGAAAACAAUGGAUGAAUCUUGUAAUGUUGAUACGAUUUAUUUAUCAUUUUUGAAGCUAAACUCUGAAAUACUUACUAUGAUAUUUUUCAUGAUGUAAAAGUUACUUGCCGAGUGCUUAUUAAAUACAUUAAGGAUUCCGUAUCAUUUGAAUAGAAAAUGCUCAACUAAAUUGAAACAUAUCGAAUCGCUUGAAGCGCUGGAACAGAUUGAUUUUAUCAGUGAAAAUUACUACAAAUGAAUUCGAAACAAUUACAGUUGAUAAAGAUGUAGUACCCUUCGCCAUUAAAAGGACCUACUCGCCAUUAUAAGGACCUACUCGCUUGUUAAGUUUAUACGAAUUCAUUAAGCUAGUAUAUUUGCGAGUUGGAAUAUUUGAAGACCGAAUUAAAAAUGUUGCUAUCUGUUCAAACGUGGUAUAUUUAGUAGGAUAAUUAUUUUGUUGAAUGCAACUGGGUUUUCUUGCUGUUUGUGUCUAUGUUUAUGUCCAUACAAUAAAAAUAUUUCUUCA